AUGAUGUACAUAAAUCGAUGGCUUGGAGCCCCACCUGUGCCACCAUCAGUGAAAAAGACUCCUGGACCUGAGGAUGGAGAUACUGGAUCCAACCUGAACCCAACCAUCAAAACUCCUGAGGCUAAUGGAGAAUUUCCCCCAGCUGUCACUAUGCGAGUGAUACCAAUAGAGAAGCUCACAGAGCUCCAAAAAAAUCCAAAGAACAUCCGAAACCUGUGUAUUUUGGCUCACGUUGAUCAUGGGAAGACCACCUUGGCUGACUCUCUUGUGGCCAGCAAUGGUAUCAUCUCUCCUCGCAUGUCUGGUCAACUCAGGUCGUGGAUUCCGCUUUAUUGGGCCAUCGGCUAA
Molecule: messenger RNA, 348 nt
Organism: Darwinula stevensoni
Lineage: Eukaryota; Metazoa; Arthropoda; Ostracoda; Podocopida; Darwinulidae
Source: the annotation of a GenBank genome assembly